This is a messenger RNA of Prorocentrum cordatum, 663 nucleotides long. The record is from the annotation of a GenBank genome assembly. NCBI's taxonomy places the organism in Eukaryota, Dinophyceae, Prorocentrales, Prorocentraceae.
AUGGAGUCGCUUCGCAUGUCCGUGCAGGAGACCGUGGUCAAAGAGGUCGAUGCCGUGUUCUCGGGCGUGAAGGGCCUCUUCGACGCGCUCGUGGGCGCGAGCAACAGCAUCUUCGCGGAUGCGAAGGCGAUUCCCGGCGCAGAGGGCGGCUCUGGCCUGCAGGAUGCCAUCGCCUCGGCUGUGUGCAACGGGCAGGGCGCGAUGAUGGGGGAGAAGCCCUUCCUCUGCUGCGUAGGGGGUGGCUCGCCCGCGGCGAAGGUGGGCGCUGGCUGGGACAAGCUGAAGAAAGGGAAUGUGGAGAUUGAUCUGCCAAAGUUCGAUACGGGGAAAUUGCCCGCCAGCCACCGGCGUGCCAUCGAAAAGCUAAUGGGGCAUGCGCAGACGGCCAUCGACAUCGCCGCGAAAGCGUUCAAGCAAGUUUCGGGGAAGAUCGCGAAGGAAGAAAUUGACAACCCUUCGGAGAUCUUUCACGAAGUGAUGAUGUGCGCGGACAAUGUCAAGAUUGCGGACCUCAUAGUGAAGGUCAUUUCGUGCGUCUUCGCAACUUUCACUUCCAUCGCGAAGGCAAUCAAGGGGGGCUUUGAGCACGGCCACAAUGCGAUCGAGGCAAGGGUGGCCCCCAUUAGCAAGGCUCCUAAGAUGGAGCAGGCAAUGGCGGUCUAG